AACUGCUGCCUGCCUGUGCAGCGGGGCUGAAGAGCUACGGGAUGGAUUUUAUAGACCCAAAUCCUCGGGUAAAACAGCUCAAACCCGUUUCAGUGACUGCCUAGCAACAAUGAAGGAAGGAACGGAGGCAAAUCCGAUUGCUGAAUGCAAGUGAAGCCCUGCGUGCGAGCGCUCCCUGCUACCGCUCGGAAUAUGGAUACUGGGGAGGAGAGAACAGAGCGCUGCAUUGUCCGGCACGGGAAACGCCAGAUGUAAAAGCUCCAGUGCAUCGGCUGCGCGCAGCAGACGGCCCCGAUCGGAGCAGCGGCAGCAGCUACUGUCCCUUUGUUUGAACGCCGAACAAAAAGCCCCAAGGCAAGGACAACACUUAUGAGCAAGGAAGGUAACGCGGCAACGAGCAGACAGAUGGACAGAUCGGAUACUGUGAAAAGCAAUCGCAGGAAGCAGACUGGUGGGGGAUGUGCGCAUGUUCGAUAGCAUCUCUGUUGCUGAAGUGAUGGCGUGCCAAAACUAUUUUCAGUGGGUAUAAUCCUCGCACCAUAAAUGGCCUGACCAAGGAAGACUGAGCCAUUUGCAGAGAAUUACUCAACAGAAACAACAGAAAAUGAAUACCAAAGAAUAGCAGCAAGUUCAGAAGGAGAGAAGCCUUUUGCUUGGCCCACAUCUCAUAUUCCUGCCACUGGAUUCCUACAACAUGCUUCAGUGGAGGAGACGACACUGCUGCUUUGCAAAGAUGACCUGGAAUACCAAAAGGUCUCUAUUUCGCACCCAUCUUAUUGGUCUGGUCUCUCUCGUCUUUCUUUUCGCUAUGUUUCUGUUUUUCAAUCACCACGACUGGCUGCCAGGCAGGGUGGGCUUCAAAGAAAACCCCAUGGCUUACACCAUACGAGGCUUUCGAUCGACAAGAAGCGAGACGAACCUGAGCUCCCUGCGGAGCGCGUGGAAGGACGCGGUACCGCAGACCCUCCGGCCUCAGACCGUCACCAAUGCCAACAACACAGACCUGUCCCCGCAAGGGGUAACGGGUUUAGAGAACACGCUCAGCGCAAAUGGGAGUAUUUACAAUGAGAAAGGUACCGGGCAUCCAGCUUUGUAUCAUUUUAAAUAUAUCAUCAAUGAGCCUGAGAAAUGCCAGGAGAAGAUGCCUUUUCUGAUCCUGCUCAUAGCCGCAGAGCCAGGCCAAGCAGAAGCCAGGCAAGCGAUUCGCCAAACCUGGGGUAACGAGAGCCUGACACCCGGUAUCCGCAUCGUCCGUAUUUUUUUGCUGGGGUUGAGCAUUAAGGUAAAUGGAUACCUCCAGCGUGCCAUACUGGAGGAAAGCAGACAAUACCAUGACAUCAUUCAGCAAGAAUAUUUAGACACUUACUACAAUUUAACUAUUAAAACUCUGAUGGGAAUGAACUGGGUUGCAUCCUACUGUCCAAGUGUUCCCUAUGUUAUGAAAACUGACAGUGAUAUGUUUGUCAACACUGAAUAUUUAAUACACAAGCUUCUGAAACCAGAACUUCCUCCAAGGCACAAGUAUUUCACAGGUUAUUUAAUGAGAGGUUAUGCACCUAACAGGAACAAGGAUAGUAAAUGGUAUAUGCCGCCCGAUUUGUAUCCAAGUGAACGUUAUCCUGUAUUCUGCUCUGGAACCGGUUAUGUUUUUUCGGGAGAUUUAGCGGAAAAGAUCUUUAAGGUUUCCUUAAGCAUCAGACGCUUGCAUUUAGAGGAUGUAUAUGUGGGGAUCUGUCUUGCAAAGCUGCGAAUUGACCCCAUACCUCCGCCCAAUGAGUUUGUCUUCAAUCACUGGCGAGUUUCUUACUCCAGCUGUAAAUACAGCCACCUAAUUACCUCCCAUCAGUUCCAACCGAGUGAACUGAUCAAAUACUGGAACCACUUACAACAAAAUAAGCACAACGCCUGUGCCAAUGCAGCAAAAGAAAAAGCAGGCAGGUACCGUCAUCGUAAACUGCACUAGGAGGACGACGAUGCUCAACUCUAUAAAAAGUAUUCCACAUGCAAUCUGUAAAUAUCGCUGAACGCAUGUACAGUGAAAAUGGAUGAGCUUAAUGGGACAGCCUUUAGUUGAUCCCCAUCACUUAAUGGGGUCUGAAAAUUAUUUUUUUAAUUUUAAAAGAAGUAUAGUUCUUGAAAACACUAAUAAUUGUGAACCUAUAACCAAAAGGUUUUUCCAGCAAAUUUGAGGAAAAAAGAUGAUAUACAAGGAUUUUUGUGUUAAUGUGCAAUAAUAAGCAUGCACACUUUGGUGGUCCAAUUGCUGAUUUAUGUGCCAAUAAAAUAUAAUUGAGCAUAUUUUCCACACUAAAAUUUUAUUUUAAAACAAUGCAUUCAUUGCUCUAGUUCUUUUCAGUCUAAUGGUUUCUUUUAUUAUCUAGAACUGCCACAAGAAAAAUGGAAAAUGACAAAUUAAGGAAAUGCACAGAGGGCAGAUCAGUUUUAUGUUCAAAUACCACAUGAAAAUUAUUGUACGCUUCUUUAAUGUACGACACUGUCAGUAAUGUCACAUUUAUGAUUUAGUAAGACACCACCAAUGAACUCUCAGACACCAAAAAUGUACCUUUUUACAGUUGGGCCACUUUUAGGAAAGCUACUUACUUUGGUUAGGAAAGAGAGUUAAACAAAAUUGAAUUUCAGAAGGCUACCCCUUUACCACCUUUAAAAAUGCACCUAGUGUUCAACUAGAUUCCCUUCAAAGAGAGGACUUAAAGAUUACCUAAUUCUUGAGAAGUCAUAGGUUGAGUUCCUGAAUUCUGGUGCCAGGUAACACAUUCAUCUUGGCAUCUUCAUGCAAAUUCAUUGAAUUUGCUAUUAAUUUAAUUUCCUGAAUCAGUUUCUCUACAGUAGCUCCAAAGCAGACAAGAAAUGCAAAACGGAACCUCAAGUCUUUUGACAGCAUCUCAGAAAUAUCCCACUUUGCAGGAUGGGGAGUUGGGGGAUACUAAGUUGUUAUUUUGCCCUUUCUCUCCUUCCCUUCCUCCCCCCAAAAGAAGCCUCAGUCAAGUGAAAAUAGGCCAACCACAGAAAAUUUAGCUAAACACCUUACUUUAUGGAUGGGGAGGACUAGACCAUAAGAUUGACAUUUCCAGAUAGCAAUAUGGUUGAAAAUAAAACCAGAGCAGUUUUAAAAGUUAAAUCCACAACAUGUAUCACUGGAAAUAAAAAUGUGAGAAGUAGGUUAAAUCUGUUUACAGGUUUCCAGUUUUCUAACAAACAGAACUUAAAAAGCUUGUUUUCCAACAAAAUUAUUGCAGAAUUGCAUCUGAUUCAGGUUAUUAGUGUCUUUCACAGUGCCGGGUUAGCAACGCCCACCUCUGAUUCAGCAGCAAAUCAUGGAACUGUGAUUAGUUUUCUGUUUGACUGGGACUUUUUAAUUGGGUAAAAAACAAAUAUUUCAUGUACUUUUAUUAUUUAAUAAAACUGAUUAUAUUUAUGGUC
Molecule: messenger RNA, 3441 nt
Organism: Rhea pennata
Lineage: Eukaryota; Metazoa; Chordata; Aves; Rheiformes; Rheidae
Gene: B3GALT2
Product: beta-1,3-galactosyltransferase 2
Exons: 2
Coding region: 695-1963 (422 amino acids)
Cellular component (GO): Golgi membrane
Molecular function (GO): N-acetyl-beta-D-glucosaminide beta-(1,3)-galactosyltransferase activity
Source: RefSeq, a predicted model, not a curated record